Salmo salar (Atlantic salmon) is the source of this 883-nucleotide messenger RNA. It is a transcript of the gene tmem256, whose product is annotated as transmembrane protein 256. The record is from RefSeq and is a predicted model, not a curated record. NCBI's taxonomy places the organism in Eukaryota, Metazoa, Chordata, Actinopteri, Salmoniformes, Salmonidae. Gene Ontology annotation, cellular component: membrane.
UGCACUUCAGAGUUAUGAAAUCUAUCCCAGACACUGAAACUGUAACACUGCGGGCGCCAUUUUGGUUCAGGAAACAACUCUGCAGGAGGAUGUGCUCUCACAAACGAGUCCCUACCGCACGCAGUUUCCUUCAUCUUUCACGGUCAUUCGUCGGCUUGUGAUACACAGCAAUGGCUACGUCUUUGGUUGUGCAAAGGUUAGCAGGAGUGUCGGGGGCGCUCGCUGUCGCAGCGGGGGCAUACGGAGCGCAUGGUUUCAAAAACAAAGAUCCAGAAGAUUACUCGAGAGUGCUUUAUGAGACGGCCAACAAGUACCACUUCUACCACAGCAUAGCUCUGCUGGGUGCCUCUCGCUGUAGGAAACCUGCUGUGGCGGGCGCCCUCCUGGUAUUGGGCACAGGGGCGUUCUGUGGGUCCUUGUACCACCAGGCCCUGACGGAGGACCCUGUGUUGAGGAAAUUGGCUCCUUAUGGGGGGAUGUUCCUGAUCGCUGGCUGGCUGGCUAUAGCUAUCUGAACUGACCUUUAAUCUCUGGCCCUUGAACCUUUGACCCCUACUGGUGCAGCAUGACCUUGCUAUGGGACACAAACUGACUGUUAAGUUCAGAGGCCAGAGAAGUGGAAAUGUCAUGAUAGGUGGAUGGAGGGCUGGAUGGAGGGAAGAGGCGUUGGUAAAAAUGUCACUUAUCUAAACCCUCCUCUUUUUCUGUGGGUGUUAAGGGAAGAUAAGGUUGUGAGGGAACAGUUUUUAUUCUUCCGUCAUCACAGGCUACGACGUACCCUGUGACUUAAAUUUGUGUGUGCGUGUUUGUGUGUUUGAGUUUGAAUCGAUCCAAAAUACGAAUGUAUAUUUAUCCUUUAUCACAAAUAAACCUGUUGAAAAGA